AUGGACCACCUUGCCUUGUCGCUCCUAGAAUUUCCGCCGCCGAGCGGCACCUACGAUGAUGCGAUAUACCACAAGGCAGCAAAGGCGCACUGCCAGAAAGUGGAGAAGCUGAUGACCUCGUCCAGCUUCAAGGACUUUGCUCCUCGACUUCUAGAUCAUGUCCAUCCAGAAUACCACUCCAUCUCGUACCUAAGUCUGCUGAUCGCCAUCAAAAACGCCGGCAACCUGCCUCUCGGUGACCUCCUGGCCAAGAUUACAGUUUUCCUCAAUACAUUCGACAGCAUCCAGGUCCGAUAUGCUGGGAAGAUGUUCACCACCGUUCUCGAAUGGCUCAGCAGUGGGACUCUGUUUCCGGCUUCUGUUGCAGCCGAACUUCUUGCAACUGCACUGCUCAAGCUCGACCCUUGGGGCUCGGUACUCACCUCGCACCAUGUCGCUAUGGUCAAGCUCGCAUAUACCACCGACGACAUCCAACCCAUACUGCCCGUUAUCGAAAAGGACAUCGUAUUCUACCCUGGCAUGAAGGGGUCGAACGAGACACGGCCUUUGUGCGACGAGAAUGUGCCGCCGCCGGCGUACCUAACAGUCGAGUCCGGCCUGACAAGACAGCUCAGCAGCAACGAUGUGCUUCAAUACGAUUUCCUUCGUGGGUUGUGCUUCAUACAGCGGCAGUCAUGGAAGCAAGCAUUUGACGCUCUGGAGCGCGUCAUCACAUAUCCGACCAGAGAACACACGGCGUGCAGCAAGAUCAUGGUGGAGGCGCACAACAAGUGGAUUCUCGUAGGGUUGUUGCUCAACGGCAAGGCGCCCGCCCUGCCAGCGACCACGGCUUUGGGGCCCCAGAAGGUGUAUUCGUCGUUGAGCAAACCUUACCAGUCUAUUGCCCGAGCGUUCGAGGAGAACACAGCCACCACGCUCAAGGGCGAGUUCGAGGCGUUGGGGGCCCAGUUUUGGGCCGAGGAGAAUAACCUGAACCUGAUGCGUUUGGUGCUGCAGCACUACCAGCGCUGGCAGAUCUUGCGACUACGGGGGGUGUACACCAAGAUAUCGCUCGAACAGAUACGGCAGCGGACCCAGAAUGCCGAGACGGCCGCGCCUCUACAGAGUGAAGCGGAGAUUGAGGAAAUUGUUCAGAGCAUGAUCGACAAUGGCAUGCUGACUGGUGUGAUUGAGCGGCCGGAGAACGGUGACCCCAGGUAUCUCACCUUCCUCGACGGAGCUGAGGAGCCUUCCGAAGCAGAGUUUGCUAGGAAGAUGGUACGCACUGCGCAGCGUCUUGAGGGUCUUGGCCACCUCAUCAAGACGACCAACGAGCGGCUUGGCACGAGCCGCGACUACAUACGGUUCCUCGUCAACCAGCAGAAGAAGGAGAAAGACGCUGGGGCCCGCGAUUACAAUCUUGCCUUUAUAAACCAGGUUGAAGAUGAGGAUUUGAUGACGGGCGUUAUGGCAGGUUACUGA
Molecule: messenger RNA, 1461 nt
Organism: Canariomyces notabilis
Lineage: Eukaryota; Fungi; Ascomycota; Sordariomycetes; Sordariales; Chaetomiaceae
Exons: 3
Coding region: 1-1461 (486 amino acids)
Biological process (GO): ubiquitin-dependent protein catabolic process
Cellular component (GO): COP9 signalosome
Source: RefSeq, a predicted model, not a curated record